Messenger RNA from Labeo rohita (rohu), 2797 nucleotides. RefSeq lists its product as uncharacterized. Gene Ontology annotation, molecular function: GTP binding. The record is from RefSeq and is a predicted model, not a curated record. NCBI's taxonomy places the organism in Eukaryota, Metazoa, Chordata, Actinopteri, Cypriniformes, Cyprinidae.
AAUGUCAUCAAUUAUUCAGCCACAGCGGCGAAACAGCAAGGAUGUUCCUCCCCGAAUGGCAUCACGUCAUGAUGCCACCCUCAUGAAUCCUGGUCCUCCAGCACUUUACCAACUGAACACAGAACGAAAAUAUAUUGAUGAGAAUCAGAAAAAAGUCAAACGAUGGAUAUAUGGAAGAAGAGACAGAAACAAGCAGAACAAAGUCAUACUCCUGGUGGGAGAAACCGGCGCUGGGAAAACCACCAUGAUCAACACUAUGAUCAACUACUUCCUGGGAGUGAAGUUUGAGGAUGAAGAGUUUUAUCAAAUCACAGAAGAAGACGACGACAUAGAAGAGUCAUUAACCCAGACAUCUGAGAUCACGGUUUAUGAGGUGUUUGUUGAAGAAAACCCAACAUCUCUGACCAUCAUUGACACUCCAGGAUACGCAAACACUGAAGGAUACGAGAAAGACGGAGAAAUCUCAGAGUAUCUGAUCAGAUUGUUUUCAGAUGAGGAUGGGAUUCAUUAUAUUGAUGCAGUGUGUUUUGUGAUGAAGGCGUUUCAGAAUCGACUCUCUGGAAAAGAGCAUUACAUAUUUCACUCAGUUCUGUCUCUGUUGGGUAGAGAUAUAGAGAACAACAUAGUGUUUCUACUCACACACACAGAUGGACGUCAACCAAGAGAUGCCAUCAGUGCCAUCAAGAAAGCCCAGAUUCCCUGCAGAAGAGAUGGGAAAAAACAACCUAUUCACUUCUUAUUCAACAACCAGCAGAAAGAGAAAAGAGACAAACUGUGUGAAAGUGUUUUGAAAUUAGCCUUGGAAAUGGGACAAGAAAGCAUGACUGAGUUCUUCACACUCCUGGAAGAAAAGAACAGAAAAAGUGUUCAGAUGACAUUAGAUGUUCUGAAAGAGAGGAGACGACUUAAGGCCUGUGUCUCUAAUCUGAAGGAGCAAAUCUCUGAGAGCGAGUUAAAGAUGAAAGAACUGACUGAGAUACAGGAAGCUAUUAAAGAGCAAAGAGACAAGAUUGAGAAAUGUGAACACUUUCAGUUUACAGUCAAAACUGCUGUCAAAGAAAAAGUCACCACAGACGAUGAAUGGUGGUGGAGCAGAAACCAAACGUGCUGCAAUGUCUGUGAGGAAAACUGUCAUAAGAAAUGCUGGGAGGAUCCCCAAAGCUGUGAAGUCAUGAAAAAAAAACACUGCACUGUUUGCACAGGAAAGUGUCAUUACAGUGAUCAUGUCAGAGAGAAUAAAAAAUAUGUGGUGAAGCCAAAAACCAUCACUAUGACAUUUCAUGAGCUUAAACUGGAGUAUGAACGCACUGGUGAAAAGCCUAAAACCAGCUUUGAUAAAAAAAUCUAUGAACAUAUUGCAAAUGAACACGAAAGAAAUACAAGAGAAAUUGAGAAUAAAACAGAAGAAAAAAAUCUGAUCAGUGAUUUGGAGACGAUUAAAAAAGAAAAGUCCAAACUGCUGCGGGAAGCUUACAUGACCAUCGUGACUCUGUCCGAAAUCGCAUUAAAAGCAGACAGCGCUUUCACUCUUCAACAUCUGGAUUUCUUGAUUCCCAGACUGAAGGAGGAGGGAGAAAAAGAAUGGAUGAAGAACCUGGAGGAUCUGAGGAAAGCUGGAGAAGAGCAGAAGAACAAGGGGGCAUUACAUCUUGUGAUGAAUUUCACUGGCAAAAAAAUGAACCAGUUUGACAAUCGUGCAACAGCAGCAACGGCAUCAUCUGUUCAUCACCACCAGCGCAAAACCAUCGAUGAACCUCCCGAAAUAAUAGCUGGAGUUAUUCGUCUCAAAGAUGAAUUUAUUGAACUCUACGAGAGAGAUCACUCUCAGCUCCAGCAGUGCACAGAGAGACUGUGUCAUAUCAUCAAAACAUUUGAAAAAGGUUACAGAUGGGCUACUGAAUACUCUACAUUUGCAGGAUGGACGGGAAUAGGUGCAGGUGCUGCUUUAGUUGCAGGGUUAGCUUUAGCUCCAUUUACUCUGGGGGCUUUUUUUGCUGCUGUUGUUCUUCUUAUUCUUUUCUCUCUAUGGAUACUCAUAAAUGCUCGAUUCAUGAGUAUGAGCAGCAGCUCUGAUAAAAGGCGCCAGAUAACACAAUUAAGAAAAGGCAUUGAAUCUGAAUGCAAGGAAUUUCAGGAUAAAAUCACCCCUAUGGCUGAAAAGAUGAAAGACAUUCAUGAGCGUACUGAGAAAAUUUUGGGAGAGCAAGAUGUCAUACGGAUAGAAGACGUUGCUGAACUGACUAAGCAGAUGUCUGAAACAAUGCUUUCAAUUGCAGCAGUCCACGGCGGGUUCAGCCUUGUGUUUAACAUGUUCACAGCUGGAAAUAGCAGGACGCUCAAUGACAUGGACAUACUAGCAGAAACACCCACAGAUGAGGAAAUAGACGAAAGCGAGAUGAACUCUGAGGCUGGGAAAUUCAUUGUUAAAAUGAGAAAAUUAAUUAAUCAGUUACAGAACAUUCUUGAUGAACUUGAGAAAACAAAAGACAAAUUAGCAGUUUAUUAGGAUACAACCUGCUGAGAAACAUGUUAUUGCUCAGCAGUUCAACUACUGACCAGCAUCUCAUUACAGUUAAUCAAUCAAGUCACCUUUAUAUCUGUAGAAAUUGUUUCAAAGCAGCGUCACAGUUAUGAAGAGGAAAGUAACAAAAUCAAUGAUGCAAACUUCAAAAAUGAGGCAAAUCCAACACUAUCAUAUUUUUUCUCAAUUGUGCCAUAAUUCAGCUUCAGUCAGGUAUAAAUUAUAAUGCUUUUAAACAUUUAAUUCAGUGUACUACAAGAAAAAUAGGAUUGUUUU